AUGUCUUCCUUCAAAGUCAGCCUCAAAAAGGACCCCCAACUUGCGAUACCCAACCGCAGUUCAUCACUUCCACGCGACCGUGGCACAGAUCGAUCUCGGUCCCUGAGUCGAGUAACCUCCGCAAUAGGUUCAGCAAGUCGUCUAUUACCUCAGCGACGUGGCUCGCAUUCCACACCACGGCCAAAGUCUCUGCCCAUUGAUGAUCGCUCCUUGGAAGCGCCGUUGAACCAUUGUAACCUGUCGAACAACGCUUCCUUGAACCCAAUAGACGUCAUAAACUCUUCUGGGGUUCAGCUCAAAACAAGAUCUGCUAGCUGCUCUGCAGCAGUUCGAAGGCCAAUGCAUUACGCCAGAGUUCAAAGAUGGGCUGGCCUGACUCGUACUGUUAGUGACUGGGACUUCCUGCGACGGGACCCUGAACUCUACUAUGCAAACGGCGACUGCUAUGUUCAUUUACACGCUCGGGGAGCAUCCCAGCGUGGCCCGUCUUUUUGCAUUCCCUUCAGGGUAUUAAAACAGAAGAAGUGCCAUGCCAUCUUAGAUCAAUGCGAUGCUCAUAUCACAUCCUCUACUAACAUUGACCCUCGGCCACUGGUCACAAUGCCAAGUUCACUCAACAAUCCGGGGGAAGAACGCAGUACCAUACAGCUUUUCAUUCCUGCCCCCAACGAGACAUCCCGCGAACAUUCUUUCCAAUGGCACAUCACUACACGCAAUUUCUUUGCUUUACUUUUGGGGAAACCGUUGGUAGGAGAACACAUGGGCCAAGCCUUUGUUGAUUUGCAGGAUAGACUGUUCCUGUUCCGGCCAGAUCAGACAAACAAUCAUCAGGAGUUCCUGGAUUAUCUUGGGAACCAAGGUUACCGCGAUCUUGUAGAGUGUACCGACUAUGCACUCGCAAGCCUAUACUAUGCAGAGCAUUACAAAUUAAAGGCUGUCUGGAUCGAUGCAUUUGCUCACUGCGUUGGGAUGAACGAGAGCUUGGUCCUCAGCCCAGAAUACACCGCCAACUCGAGCCUUACCAAGGCCCUGUUAAGGAGAGCACACCAUGAAGUCGAUCUUCGGCUAAAUCGGAUCUCCGCUGCUCUUGCUAGCUUUUUACAGAAUGACCUGUCACCAGCCUACCUUGGUAUAACCGACUCAGCACACAGCCACCUCGAUUAUUUCCGCCAGUUCUUGCACGGCUUCUAUGCUAACAAGUUUGGGUACUGGCCGCCGCCUGGAGGUGUGUCUUUCCCAAAGGCGCUCUACAAGUCCAUGUUUUACGACUUUCAGAGUUUGUAUGACUAUCUUGUGGACACAGAAUCGACGAGCGAUAUUUCCAUGCAGAAGCCUGCCAGUGGUGGCUUAUGCAUCUUGCAAACUGUUAGUAGCUUUGACAAGCGGCAUGGCUUCAAAGCACAACCACACCCAUUGCCACUAUUGCCAGCAGAAAGGUCUACAUCCAGCAAGGCCGAAGCCCAGAAAGCACUUAGAAAAUUCAAAUUGGCUAAUCAGUAUAACAAGACGUGCCAGCUUCACUCGGCUAGUGCGGCGUUGGCUGUCGCAACGAACGACUUGGAUCACGUCGCAGCAAAUUCGAAGAUUGUGCAGGCAUAUAUGCAGUUUGAGAGAGUGUAUGCCGCAAUCUCCUCACAAAAGCAGGAGAAGAUCUCAGCGAUUGACGCACGCAAAGUGAGGUGGCUCUUGAUCUACGGUACACUCCAAUACUUGACUUCUGCUCUUCGAGCUCCUAGAGAAGUUCGAGACUACGAGACUCCAGAGUAUCCUCUAUGUUGUGUAGCUGAACAAUCUUCAUGGAACACUGACACCGUAACAUCGACCCCAAUGGCCACCCCAUUGGCGACACCAUCUAUAACUGUCAAAGAACUGUCUUCAGACAAUCGGCACAGUCCCCUCACAAUAGAACCAGAUUGUAAUCGGGAAGAUUAUUUCUCAUCACCCAACUCCACUGCGGCGCCAUCUCGUCAGACUUCCUUCCGCUUAUUUGAUCCACGAUCAUUGUCCAUGCGUAAUUCACGGAGAAAUCUGAAAUCGAACCAACACUGCGCCAGCAUUGUCCACGAGAACAGUACCGGCCUUGACCCAGCGGCACUGGAUUGUCAUCGGCCGGUGUCUUCCGUCUACUCACAGCAAUCGUCUGCGUCGGUGUUACCGGACGGAGCAGGACCAGAUACAUCCUGGCUCAGGUCAAAGACACCAUCUGCGCGUCACAGCAAGACGUUGUCCCAGUCAGAUUCGGUUGACUUGACACGCCCACGUACACCUCUCCUCGACUCUACACAACUGGAGCAUACAUCACUUUCUAGAAUCUUUAUGGACAUGAGCGACGCCCCAAGCCGGGCUGACAGUACUGGCUCCACCGCCAGCUCAAUAUGGAGUGAACAAGCAAGCGUGGCAUCUUCCAAGUCGAGCGCCGAGGAAGAACUAGCAAGUCCUGCCAAGCCUGGCCCUGGAGUGAAUGGCGAACUCCUCGGCGGCUUCGCCUCGCCACAUUCAUCCUCUGCUGCGCCAGCCCUCGCGGCCAAGUGGAUUUGA
This is a messenger RNA of Plenodomus lingam JN3, 2538 nucleotides long. Lineage: Eukaryota; Fungi; Ascomycota; Dothideomycetes; Pleosporales; Leptosphaeriaceae. The record is from RefSeq and is a predicted model, not a curated record.